This is a messenger RNA of Mizuhopecten yessoensis (Yesso scallop), 3023 nucleotides long. RefSeq names its product FUN14 domain-containing protein 1-like. The record is from RefSeq and is a predicted model, not a curated record. Lineage: Eukaryota; Metazoa; Mollusca; Bivalvia; Pectinida; Pectinidae. Gene Ontology annotation, biological process: autophagy of mitochondrion. Bases 126 to 539 code for a protein of 137 amino acids. Gene Ontology annotation, cellular component: mitochondrial outer membrane. The transcript has 5 exons.
GUACAACUGGUUUGGAAUGAGACUGAAACGAAACUAAACAAUUAAGUUUGCGAGGAGUUUGUGGCGAAGCGAUACGAGGAGAUACACAUGCGGAUAAGUAAAGGACAAAACAAGACUGAAAGAAGAUGGCAAACGACAAUGAACCGUUUGAGGUCCUAGACCUAGAUGCAAUCCGAAGAGGUAACAGCUGGAUACAGAGUGUGUUUGGAGACAUAUCAAGACAGUCCGCAGCGAAGCAAGUUGCUAUCGGAGGAGCUACAGGAUGGAUAUCGGGAUAUUUGUUUGUGAAGGUGGGAAAGAUAGCUGCUGCCACCCUAGGAACAACAAUAAUACUUGUACAGAUUGCACAAUAUAAAGGUUAUAUAAAGAUAGAUUGGAAGAAAGUGCAGAAGGAAAUGAAUCUUGCCAAAAACCAAAUGUCCAAGGAAAUCUCAAAGAAAUACCCUCACUACUCCCAAAACAUGCAGACCUUCUUCAAACAGAACAUAUUUCUUGGAACUGGAUUUGCUGGUGGUUUCUUGAUAGGAAUGGCAUUUUGAGAGUUUUAUAACAGUGAGACAUAGACAGUGCAAGAUCAGUAAAGGUGGAUCAGAAAUAUGAUCAAAAGUAUUCUGUGAGAUUGAAUUCAAGAGAAAAAAAAAUAUAACAUUCGUUUUGAAAUAUUACUUUCUUUCACUCAAACAGUCGUCUGAAGAUAUCGGACCUGAUAUUGGAUGCAUUAUUGGUGUUGGUUAAGCGGAGGCUACGCGACUCUGAGAAAUUGGCUGAUGCUGCAUGUGUGGAGAUUUCUGGAGAUUUUCUUUAUAUUGACUCACUUUUUAAUGCUGAUUGAGUGUGGACACCCGUCCUGUUAACAUACAUGUCAGUGUUUACAUCAUGUUGUAAUCGUUAUGAUGGUUUAGUAACAUUGUUUAAUGCAGAUUGAGUGUGGACACCCGUCCUGUUAACAUACAUGUCAGUGUUUACAUUAUGUUGUAAUCGUUAUGAUGGUUUAGUAACAUUGUUUAAUGCUGAGAGUGAACACCCCUCCUGUUAACAUACAUGUCAGUGUUUACAUCAUGUUGUAAUCGUUAUGAUGGUUUAGUAACAUUGUUUAAUGCUGAGUGUGAACACCCCUCCUGUUAACAUACAUGUCAGUACUCACAUUAUGUUGUAAUCGUUACGAGGGUUUAGUAACAUUGUUUAAUGCUGAGUGUGGACACCCCUCCUGUUAACAUACAUGUCAGUGUUUACAUUAUGUUGUAAUCGUUACGAGGGUUUAGUAUUGUACAUCAUGACUCAGAUUAAUAGGUAAACACUUCGUCCAUCUUAUUCUUUAUAUUUCACAAAUAAAUUGUGCAUUAGUAAAAGUGGAAGUAUUCAUGUUUCGAUCUUCAAGCUAAUCAUGGUAGAGAAAUGUUUGUGUCGGCAAUUAUACUGGAAGACAUUGGAUUGCAUAGAAAAUCGUGUAGACUUUUACAGUAUCCAGUAAAUCAUGUUAAUACUUAGCCCACACAACACUAUGUAUUGAUAUCACAGGGGCCUGGGCAGUUUGAUACUGAUAAACAGACAGACCUUAGAUAUGUACCGGGAGCUGUUCAAAAUAUGUUGAUAACACCACUUUACUAAUUCAGCUGUAUUUGAAACUAUUCUAUCAGUUCAUAAAAUAAAUCAGAACUGUGGUCAAUAAGAAUAGGUAAAAACAGCUGUACAUUUUUGCCAUUUCUGUUAAGUACAAAAUGAAAGUGUAAUAUACAAAUUUGAUUUCAAUUUAGUUAAAUAACUUAAAUGUAAUUUUAACGAAAGAGUAUAUCUAUUAUUUAUCUGUCUAGGGUGAGUGGACCUAUGAGUGUUAAAAAGUCGUGCAAUCAUAUUAUUUGACACAAACUUGUUGGAGUACAGGCAGUAUCUAGACUUAGGAAAGAAAUGUACUGUACUUAACAUAGGUACUAGACUUAAUUAAGGUACCAGGGGCAAAAACAAGUUGAUGAUGUCCCAAACGAAGUGAGUUUCCAUUUGAUUUGAUUUCCGUUAUUAACUAGUCAGUUAUUUUGUUUAUGCUAACAAUUAGUUAGAGACAGAUUUGUUGAGGUUGAAAGUAUUGGCACUAUUUUGUGUAUAUGAACAUUUUUAGUGCUGUUAAUAGGAAUUACAUUCUACUAUAAAUCAUAAUAAUUUUGCCGACUGGUCUUUGAGAAAAAAUUCAUUGUUAAAGUCGCCCUUCAAUGGUUUUAACGCUACAUAACUAUAAACAUAUAUUUACUUGAGUUUUUAACAGUGUUGAAAAUGUCCUUUUGUCCAAGGGUUAAAUGACCAAGAAAUAAAAGAGGGCCAAAAAAUUUCUGUUUUUAAAGAGGACUAUGAUAACUCAUCAUUAAACAAAUUUUUAAAAAACAGAAUUUGGAGACCAGGACCUUUUUAAUAACAAGGACUCAAUAUGACAUGGAAUUGUCCUCUAAAAUGUGAAAGUAAGAAAAUAAGAAAUGAUAUAUCUCACAACCUUAUAUUUCACAGGGCCUUUGGCCUGUUGAUCUUUAAUUUUGAAGUAUUCAUAAAUUAAAACUUGUUUUUAUAAUUGUUACUGAUCCAGUGCUUUCCAACCAAGAAAUUCACUUACUGAUAUUUAUAGAUACGUUUUCAUCAUGUUAUUUCGGAGUAAAUAGGGAAAUUCCUACAAAAUAGGGAGACAUCACAUACAUGUAUUUAAGAUUUGUUGGAGUUUGCCUGAUCACAUCAUCUCCUAAUUUCAGUGAAUACAUAUGUCUGUCGCCUAUUUAAUAUGUAUAUUAGUGCUAUCCCACUCACACAGGUAUGGGAGAAAGCUGUUUUGACUGUGGUGAGAGCUGGACUUGUGACACUACAUUAUUUACCACAGAUCAUCAGAGUAUGAGAUCAGUGACUUCAGGUUACAUCCUAGAAGUGGAUUGUCAGUUUCAUACAAACAAUUUUGCUGCAUAAUAUUGAAAAAUGUAUGUUUUGUUUGUGCAUAAAUGUACAGUAAAAAUGUCUUGCUGAUUAAUGCUAAAAUUAAAUAACUAAAAACU